Molecule: messenger RNA, 1249 nt
Organism: Aaosphaeria arxii CBS 175.79
Lineage: Eukaryota; Fungi; Ascomycota; Dothideomycetes; Pleosporales
Product: mitochondrial uncoupling protein 2
Exons: 6
Coding region: 216-1181 (321 amino acids)
Biological process (GO): fumarate transport; succinate transport; transmembrane transport
Source: RefSeq, a predicted model, not a curated record
GUGCAUCAUAUACCAAUUCCUUUGUUUCAAGACAUUGCCGAGGAAAAAGAUAUCAGUUCUUGCAUACCUGCGUAAGACAAGAAACAAAUUGCGAACCAUUACCCGCAAAACCCCAUUCCAAAAGGAUCAGCGCAUACCCGUAGCAAUUGGAUCUCGUACAUACAUCAAGAGAUACCUUCGACUCCGCUUGAGCGCAUUGCUCGCAAUUCCACAUCAUGUCCGCAAAAUCGACACAAGGCCCUGGCGGCAAGAAGCCUGCCUCGGCCGCUACUAAUCUGAUUGCUGGUGGAGGAGCUGGUAUGAUGGAAGCGCUCGUGUGCCAUCCCUUAGACACAAUCAAAGUGCGAAUGCAGCUUUCGAGAAGAGCUCGCGCUCCCGGCGCGCCUAAACGCGGCUUCAUCAAAACCGGAUCCGAGAUCGUGAAACGGGAGACACCGCUCGGUCUCUACAAGGGACUUGGAGCCGUCCUCACGGGAAUCGUGCCCAAGAUGGCCAUUCGGUUCACCAGUUACGAGUGGUACAAGCAAAUGCUCGCUGAUGGACAGGGAAAUGUGACUGGACAGGCUACGUUUUCUGCCGGACUCGCCGCAGGUGUAACCGAAGCCGUCGCCGUCGUGACACCCAUGGAAGUCGUCAAAAUCCGACUCCAAGCCCAACAUCACUCAAUGGCGGACCCGCUCGACGUCCCCAAGUACCGCAACGCCGCGCACGCCCUCUACACCGUGGUCAAGGAAGAAGGGUUCGGCGCCCUGUACCGCGGCGUGUCGCUCACUGCGCUCCGCCAGGGGUCCAACCAGGCCGUCAACUUCACGGCGUACAGCGAGUUCCGCGCGCGGCUCCAGGACUGGCAGGGCACGACCGACCUGCCGAGCUGGCAGACGAUGUUCAUUGGGUUGGUGAGCGGUGCGAUGGGCCCGCUCAGCAAUGCGCCGAUCGAUACGAUUAAGACAAGGUUGCAGAAGACGCCUGCGGAGCCUGGGCAGACGGCUGUGAGUAGGAUUGUUAAUAUCUCGAAGGACAUGUGGAAACAGGAAGGCAGUCGGAGCUUCUACAAGGGUAUCACUCCUCGCAUCAUGCGUGUGGCGCCCGGCCAGGCCGUUACGUUCACCGUGUACGAGUACCUCAAGGGCGUGCUCGAGAAGGGCAGGGAGAUGAUACCGGGUGGGCAGUACGAGGAGUAGAGUUCCUUUAUUCUAUCUCCAUUUUUGUGUUUGGUGAGGAAUGAUGGAGGCUGUAAAUACGUGAACAU